Messenger RNA from Aspergillus oryzae RIB40, 588 nucleotides. RefSeq lists its product as uncharacterized. The transcript is spliced from 4 exons. The coding region runs from base 1 to 588 and encodes 195 amino acids. The record is from RefSeq and is a predicted model, not a curated record. Lineage: Eukaryota; Fungi; Ascomycota; Eurotiomycetes; Eurotiales; Aspergillaceae.
AUGCUCAGUCCUGCUGUGGUGGAGUUAUGGACGCUAUAUUCUUUUGGAGUGGCUAUAACGCUGCUUAGAACAUACGCACGAUACAGAGCCGUGGGAUGGAAGCGAUUCGCGGCCGACGACUACUUGGUAUGGGUCGGAAUUAGUGGUUGGCUCGAAAAUCCAGGUUGCGGGCUGGGCGACUUAUAUGGCUUUGAUCGGGUCCUUGAAACUGUCCAUGAUGGCAUUCUACGUCCGACUCACUUUUGGAUCGGGUUCGCGCUUGUCAUUGGCUCUUUCCUGGCAAGCUUCAUCGUCAUUCUUGCAGCGUGUCGGCCAUUCCACAAGUACUGGCAGAUCUACCCAGACCCUGGAAACAUCUGUCAGCCCGCUAUUUCCGAGGCCAUCGUCUGGGUGACGUUCAUCGCCAACAUCAUCACCGAUCCGUACCUCAUCUUCAUCCCAAUUCCCAUGUUGUGGAAAUCUAGCCUGAAGCUCAUCAAGAAGAUCGCAACGACCAUCGUGCUGGGCGCCGGUGUGUUUGUUCUCGUCUGCGCCACUCUCAAGAGCGUCUUUCUCAUCACGGUACGUCCAAGAUAUCUCUCCAAGUAG